Engraulis encrasicolus (European anchovy) is the source of this 2491-nucleotide messenger RNA. RefSeq names its product SPNS lysolipid transporter 1, lysophospholipid (gene spns1). Gene Ontology annotation, molecular function: transmembrane transporter activity. The record is from RefSeq and is a predicted model, not a curated record. Gene Ontology annotation, cellular component: membrane. Lineage: Eukaryota; Metazoa; Chordata; Actinopteri; Clupeiformes; Engraulidae. Bases 279 to 1796 code for a protein of 505 amino acids. The transcript is spliced from 13 exons. Gene Ontology annotation, biological process: transmembrane transport.
AAAAAAAGCAAAAUGGUGGCGCCGAGGUGAAAACAAAACAACGCCAGAGCAAGAGAAUAACAGUUGACACCAGAGAGAUGAGAGCAGUCUACUGAGCGCAAAGGACUGCCUUGUUGAGAUAACCAGACUGCCAUGAACACGGAGACGGGGCGCUAAAGUUUUGAAGUAAAUCUCGGACAUUUAACCCGCAGAAGUACCAGCGACGCAGAUAGAGACCACCGCUCGCCAGGGCGUCAGCGCUCAUCCCCGCUCCUCAUCCGUGACAAGUAGCGGCAGAGAUGACGAACGCUGCCUCCGACACCACGCCCUUCUUCUCUGACGAGGGGGAGGGGUCAGGCGGAGAGGGGGCGGAGACAGAAGAGAGCCAGCCAAUGGAGGAGGAGCCGGCCAGCGGGGUGUCCAAUAGGAGAGCUAUUAUGACGGUAGCCGUGCUGUGCUACAUCAACCUACUGAAUUACAUGGACCGCUUCACUGUAGCAGGAGUCCUUCCGGAUAUUGAGAAGUUCUUCAAGAUUAAUGACGGCACCUCAGGCCUGCUACAAACAGUGUUCAUUUGCAGCUACAUGUUCCUGGCGCCGCUGUUUGGUUACCUAGGCGACCGUUACCACAGGAAGCUGAUCAUGUGUGUCGGCAUCAGCAUGUGGAGCGUCGUAACACUUGCAUCAUCAUACAUAUAUACUAAAGAGCAUUUCUGGGCUCUGCUGGUGACGAGGGGCCUGGUUGGCAUCGGGGAGGCCAGCUACUCCACCAUCGCUCCCACCAUCAUCGCCGACCUCUUCGUCAAAGAGAGAAGGACCAGGAUGCUGACAUUCUUCUACUUCGCCAUCCCAGUGGGCAGUGGCAUGGGUUACAUUGUGGGGUCAAAGGUCGCUGACUUCGCUGGAGACUGGCACUGGGCACUACGGGUGACCCCCGUGCUGGGUGUGCUUGCAGUCUUCCUCCUGGUGUGUGUGGUGAAGGAGCCUAAGCGGGGGGCCAUCGAGGCGCGGCCAGAACACACUCUCCACCGCACCAGCUGGCUGCAAGACAUGCAGGCACUCUGCAAGAAUGCCAGCUUCAUGCUGUCCACUAUGGGCUUCACGGCGGUGGCGUUCGUGACGGGCUCCCUUGCUCUCUGGGCUCCUGCGUUCCUCUAUCGAGCGGCCAUCUUUAACGGGGAGAGGCCACCCUGCACUGGAGAGAGCUGCGGCAACAACGACAGCCUGUAUUUCGGCCUGAUCACGUGUGUGACGGGCAUCCUGGGCGUGGCGAGUGGCGUGGAGAUCAGCCGGCGUCUGAAGGUGGUGACUGCUAGAGCCGACCCCCUGGUCUGUGCUGCCGGCCUCCUGUUGGCCGCCCCCUUCCUCUUCCUCGCCGUCUCAUUCGCACAGGCCUCCACUAUCGCCACCUACGUGUUCAUCUUUCUGGGAGAGACGUUCCUGUCCAUGAACUGGGCUAUCGUAGCAGACAUACUACUGUACGUGGUGGUCCCAACUCGUCGCUCCACAGCCUCAGCGUUCCAGAUCGUCAUCUCACACCUUCUGGGAGACGCAGGCAGCCCCUACCUGAUAGGAGUGGUGUCGGACACUUUAAAGAGGGAGGACUCCUACAUGUGGGCGUUCCGGUCGCUUCAGAUCUCGCUACUGAUUUGCUCCUUCGUGGCUGUGGGGGGCGGGGCUGCCUUCUUGGCCACCGCCCUCUUUGUGGAAAAAGACAAACAAAUCGCAGAAAGCUACACACCCUCAGACGACGCUCCGAUCGUGGUGCCCAAGAGGGGGCGCUCCACCAAGGUCCCGGUUUCCAGCGUGCUGAUUUGACCAGAGCGCCGUGGGAGGGGCCAAUCUCCGCUGAGAGAGACGAGUCCUCAUUGGAGAAUAGCUCGGACCCCCUUAAAAGCUCUCAGCCAAUGGCACACCAGGACUCGUACAGCCCUAAUCUGACUGGACUGUGGCUGGCCAAUGGGAACGUGUGUGUAUUUAUCUGCGAGCUGUGAUUGGUGGAUUUUGCAGUUUUAUGCUAAUGACCCCGGCAGGGGGCAUCGAAGCUAAGCAUCAUGGGAUAUGAGGUCCACCGCCGACUGGGACGCAAUGGAGAAUACGUGUGUGUGUGUGUGUGUGUGUGUGUGUGUGUGUGUGUGUGUGUGUGUGUGUGUGUGUGUGUGUGUGUGUGUGUGUGUGUGUGUGUGUGUGUGUGUGUGUGUGUGUGUGUGAGAGAGAGAGAGAGUUUAGGUUUCAAUCAGAGGGAGUAUGUUUUUAUUUUAUUUUUAUUUUUAAUUUUUUUGAGUUUGAGUGAGACAUAGGUAGAGAGGUGUGUGUGUGAGAGAGAGACUCUAACAAGCAGUGUGUGUGUGUGUGUGUGUGCAGGUGUGUGUUUGCGUGCGUGGGUGUGUGACUUUUGACGGUUAUUUUUUUUAGACAGGGAGUGGUGUGUGGGAGAGACAAACUUUUAGAAAGGGUUGUUGUGACCUGGUUUCAGUGGGUGUGUGUGUGUGUGUGUGUGUGUGUGUGUGUGU